UGUAUUGUAGAAGCCCUUUACUGGCCAGUUUAGCUAAAUGUAGUUACAGAGGUUCUCAGCUUGCACUAAUUUAGUGACGUGUAUUUAAUCAGAGAUGCGGUAUUGCGGUACUGGCGAGGAUGUGGAAAUCUACCCGUGUUACAUGUUGAAAACAGUCAAGCGCCGGAGUUAGCUCGCGGUUCACGUGGACUGCGAAACUACUUCUACGAGGACCAUCAAAGAGAGCUCAAGUUUCCCCCGCAAAAAAAGCCAAAAUGGACAUUCAAGAAGGGGCAGCAGCUGCCAGAGAUUGUGUUCUCGACUUUUCACGUUUGAGUUUAAAUACUUUCAGCGCUGACAGCAUUAGCGACGAGAGGAAAAGAGACAUAAGGCAGCUCUACCUGAACAACAACCGACUGGCCUCGUUGCCCUCGGCGGUCAGCCUUUUCCUCAACCUGGAGUUUUUGGACAUCAGCAACAACGGACUUUCGACCAUCUGUGAUGGCAUUACGCGACUCUGUAAACUUAAAACACUUUUUGCCAAGAACAACCGCCUGGACGAAUUUUCUCUGCCCAAAGAGUUCGGCUCUCUACCGCUGGAGGUGAUAAACUUUAGCGGGAACCGCUUCGAGGAGAUCCCGCUUCAGUGCACCAAACUGCUGCGUCUGCAGUCGCUUUCUCUCGGUGGAAACAGACUGAGAAGUAUUCCCACAGAAAUUGAAAAUUUAACCAGUUUGGAGAUGCUGUAUUUGGGUGGAAACCUCAUCUCGGCCAUUCCCCCUGAAGUGGCAAACCUGCCAUACCUCACCUACCUGGUCCUGUGUGACAACCGCAUCCAAAGUGUGCCACCGCAGCUCACCAGGCUCCACUCACUGCGGUCUCUAAGUCUCCACAACAACCUGCUCACUUACCUUCCCAGAGAGAUCCUCAGCCUGGUGCAGCUGCAGGAGCUCAGCCUGAGAGGAAACCCACUGGUGGUGCGCUUCGUCAAGGAGAUGACCUACAACACCCCCAAGCUGCUGGAGCUGGCCGGUCGCACCAUUAAGAGUCGAAAUAUUCCAUACUCCCCCUCGGAGCUUCCCUCUAACCUGGUGCGUUACCUGGACCUGGCCAGCAAGUGUCCCAACCCCAAGUGUGCCGGUGUGUACUUUGAUUCCUGCGUGCGCCACAUCAAAUUCGUAGACUUUUGUGGGAAGUACCGGCUGCCCCUGAUGCACUACCUGUGCUCCCCUGAGUGCACCUCCCCCUGCAGCUCCAGCUCCCAGAGCGACGCCGAGUCUGAGGAGGAGAACAGCGUCCCCGCCGACCGCCUCCAGCGGGUGCUGCUGGGAUAGGAAGGCUCUGGCCUCUGACUCCACCAGACACAUUUCAUGCACUCUGUUCACACGUUCCCUUAAAACAUUUGGCCUCUUAAACGCACAAAUUAUACACAGAUCUUUUGUUGCUCAGGAACAACUAAAGAUAGACGGACUAAGUGUACUUUGUUUCAUAUUUGACUGAAUGCCGGCUCCACAUAAAGCGACAGCCGUAACUCGCCCUCACAAAGCCGCUUUUCUGACAGUGGAGCACAGGAGGGCAGCAAAACUCCUGUUCGGACUUUGUAGACUGAAGGAGGGACGUGAUUGCUUCUGUUUCCUGGACAGCACAUUUCAUCUGCAUCGUACCAAUUCAGGCACAUUGUUGUCCAUCUUCAGUUUGAAUGGGACAAUGUUAAAUUUGGUGGUGAUCUUUAACAGUAGAUUUUUUUAUUCUUUUUUUGCCUACUACUGUGGUCAUCGAACACACGAUUUUUGGGAGCAUUUUCCCAUGGUGCCUGUUUUUAAACGAGUUCGUAUGUGGAAGUUUGCUUGUCCAGGCUUACUCACAGGAAGUGCAUUCGGGGUGGACCGGGGGAAACCAUCCACUUCUGUUAGCACAGAAACAAUAGCUAUUGAACCCGACUCAGGCCCAGGGCUGUCUGCUUUCUCUGGGCGUAAACGCACAAUCAGCACGACGCUUACCGGCGGUUCAGUUCAUCCUUUUUUGAGACGAACAGCGAACAUUUCAAAGUGGAAAUGAUUCCGGUCCUCCUGGUUACAUCUCUGCUGAAAGAGUCCACUCUCUACACACAAUUUGCGUCUGUUGGGGAGAAGGAGAGAAUUCCCAGUAGCUUCUAAUGUUUAGAAAACAGAGUCUUCCUCUGUGUUACAGCAGUGCCUACAUUUGCUGAGUGCCUUAGUAACGCUGACUUCUAACGGGAAAAAAAAAUGUGUGCGCGUAUGAAGUAAUGUGAUUAAUAUAUGAACCCUAAAAUGUGACAAAUCUAACAUUAAAGAGGAAUUAUUACGGAAUCCAGUUUUUCGUCAGAUUUUUGUACUGAUCAGAUUAACUACACUAAAGAGAACAGGUAAACUUUUAUAACAUGAUAAACUGCUUUUAUACUUUUUUUCAUAUGUCAAGCUGCCUUUUUCAGUAACCUGCAGAUAGAGCUUUACUCCUUAAAUGAAAUGAUGUAUGAAGGAUAUGUAAGUGGGCUGUAUGGUCUGUAAUAACGCUAAUAAAAACUGAUCAUCUGAA
Messenger RNA from Menidia menidia (Atlantic silverside), 2535 nucleotides. The record is from the annotation of a GenBank genome assembly. NCBI's taxonomy places the organism in Eukaryota, Metazoa, Chordata, Actinopteri, Atheriniformes, Atherinopsidae.